Messenger RNA from Plasmodium adleri (nom. inval.), 1635 nucleotides. Its product is annotated as lysine-rich membrane-associated PHISTb protein. The transcript is spliced from 2 exons. Bases 1 to 1635 code for a protein of 544 amino acids. The record is from RefSeq and is a predicted model, not a curated record. Lineage: Eukaryota; Apicomplexa; Aconoidasida; Haemosporida; Plasmodiidae.
AUGAGGUUUACUGAUUCAUUAUAUUUCAUUAAAAAUAAUUCAGUAUUUGAUAUGAAUUAUUUAAAAAUAAGUAACUGUAGUAAUUGUAAUUUUGGAGAAGAGAAAAAUAAAAAUAAAAAUAAAAAUAAAAAUGGUGAAAGUUCUUUUAAAUCAUUAUUGUUUAAGCCUAUUGUUAUGUUAGUUGCUGGAAUAUUAUAUAUUGUAAUUUUGAAUGUUUGUAUGGGUGAGAGUAAUAAUUUUAGUUAUCAAUUACAAUAUAGUAAUAGAUACUCAAGAAAAUUAAGUGAAAGGUUUAUUUAUUAUAACCCUAAUGUUGAAGGAGGUUAUCCUGAUAUGUGCAACACAUGUAGUGGACAAAGUUAUUCUGAUGAGAGUGAUUAUGAUGUAAUGAAAUAUACUAAUAAAGUAAUGAAAGAUUUAAAGAAACACCAAUUAUGGAAUGAUCAUAAUAAAGUACCUUAUACUAGUGUAUAUAUGGGUGUUUCUGUUCAAGAUAAAGAUUAUGUAUUCGAUAAAGAAAUUGAUAAUAUGGAUUUUGGUUCUGAUGAUAUUAUAGAUUUUAUGAAAUAUAUGUGGCAUCAAGUAAUGGAGACAGAGAAGGAAAGAUAUUUAGUUUUAAAAAAUGUGUUACGUAAAUUUCAAGACGAAUUUCCACUUAAUAAUAAUAUUAUGAAUAAUUAUAAUAACAAGAAAUAUGUUAAAUGUUAUGAACGUAUAGAUUUAGGUGCAGAUAUUGUUGAAAGUGGUUUGAAUAAAGUGUUCACUAAAUGUUUAAAGAAAAAUGAAUUAGAUAAAAAUAAAUUUAAAAUUUUGAUAACAGCAAUUAGAUUUCUUUGGAGAAAAACUUUCUUAGAUGUUCAAGAAGAAUGUAAUGUAAUACUUGAAUUACCUACAAAGGUAUCGCAGUUACCAAAAAGGAACUUAAGAAGAAGAAGAACACCAAAUCCUAAUGAUGAGGUAUCCUUAAGAAGUUAUCCAAGAAGUUAUCCAAAAAGUUAUCCAAAAAGUUAUCCAAGAAGUUAUCCAAAAAGUUAUCCAAAAAGUUAUCCAAGAAAUAGCAAUCCUCGAACUUAUGGUCAACGAAAUUAUUAUCCACCAUAUAGACCACCACAAAUAAUUGAUUACGUUUAUAAGGUAACAUAUGGAGAAAAUGCUGACGAAGAUGUUGAUAGACAUAUUGAACAUUUAGUAGAAAGAAUGGCUGAAGAAGAAGCUGAAAGGAUUGCUGAAUUAUCCGUACAACCAUAUAUUGAAGCUUUAGAAGCAUCUUAUAAACCUAUUGCUGAAAGGAAUUCACAAAAUAGUGUAGAAAAAAAAGUUGAAAAGAGUGAUGAAAUGAUAAAUGAAAAACACAUGGAUGAACAAAAAAAUGCGAAUAUGAAUAAUCAGCCAUUAAAAGGAAUACUGAAAGGUGGGAAUACAAAUGCAAAAGGGGCACAGGCAAAUGCAAAAUUAGGAAGUGCAACCACAAAAGGAGGACUUGCAAAUGCAAAAGUAGGAAAUGCAACCACAAAAGUAGGAGGUGCAAAUAAAAAAGUAGGAAAUGUAACGACAAAAGUAGGAAUUGCAACAACAAAAGUAGGAAAUCCAAAUGCAAGGGCCAAUUCAGGAAAAAUAAAUAAAAAGACAAAAUAA